Messenger RNA from Nematostella vectensis (starlet sea anemone), 1787 nucleotides. RefSeq names its product mitochondrial inner membrane protease ATP23 homolog. Gene Ontology annotation, biological process: mitochondrial proton-transporting ATP synthase complex assembly; mitochondrial protein processing. Bases 187 to 801 code for a protein of 204 amino acids. NCBI's taxonomy places the organism in Eukaryota, Metazoa, Cnidaria, Anthozoa, Actiniaria, Edwardsiidae. Gene Ontology annotation, molecular function: metalloendopeptidase activity. Gene Ontology annotation, cellular component: extrinsic component of mitochondrial inner membrane. The transcript has 6 exons. The record is from RefSeq and is a predicted model, not a curated record.
AAUAAAAACGAUACACCAAACAAGCCAAUCACCAGGUCAUGUCAUAGCAUUUGGAAGGAAAUUGUUUCAAAUAUGAAUUUCCGGAUGCUUUGAAAAAUUCUAAGGAGGAAUAGUUACCAAAAAUUACUUUUUACUGUAGUUUUUGCUGUUUUCUUUACCAGUCUUCCGCCGAAAAAAAAAUCCAAGAUGGCCGACGUAGGGGAAGUUUCAUCGGAUCAAGGGAAGUCAUACGAUAGGGCAGAACAUAGGCUUAAUACCGAUCAAAAGCAACAUCGAAUAUGUCUCGAAAGGGUAGAGAAAGCUAAGGAACAAUCAUCAUAUGUAAGAUUCAUGUUAAAUGCAAUGAGCAAGUUAGGAUGCAAUAUAGAUGAUGCAAAACACACAGUUUGUGAGCCGUGUAAUGGGAAGUUGCUUGGAGGGUUUGAUCCAGAUAAAAAAGAGAUGUUUCUGUGUGAAAAUACCAUUUACAACCAAAAAGCAAUGGAUGAUGUGUUAACACAUGAGCUGAUCCAUGCAUAUGACUACUGUAGAGUGAAAUAUGAUCCUGAUAACCUCAAACACCUUGCAUGCACUGAGAUUCGAGCUGCCAAUCUAAGUGGGGACUGCUUCUUUUGGAAAGAAAAUAUUGGGAGAUUUCAGUUUGGAUGGAAAGCACACCAACAGAAAUGUGUGAAGACACGAGCCGUAAAUUCUAUCCUAGCUGUCCGUAAUGUCAGUAGACAGAGGGCAGAGGAAACUGUGGACAGUGUUUUUGAUGCAUGUUUUAAUGACACAGAUCCGUUUGAAAGAAUACCUCCAUGAUAAUAUUCAGCUUGAAAUUUCUCUGCCUGUUGUUGUUGUUACCAUACCCACCACUCGAUCGGCGGCGCUGAGAAACAGACGAGCUUGCCGAUAUUUUUGUAGCAACUUUGUUCGCCUUUGAAAUCUCAUAGACAAACUUUGAUAAGUCGUCGCCAAACAACUGAGUAAUUACUGGCGUUGAAGCCAAACAUAGCGAUUGAAAAUCCUUGCUAAGCUCAGGCUUUAGCAGGUCUCUCCUUUUAAGAGAAGUGAGAUAACUCGCAUGACCCACAAAUGUGAUAGCAUCUGACAGGGCCAAUAAAAGAUCCGGGCUUCAGAGACUCUUUGUUUUUCUUCGCAUUGAUCAUAUCAUCAGUAACUGAAACCAGUACUUGUGCUGUCUUUAUGAUUGCCUUUUGGGCCUCUUGUAGCCCUAAGUUGAUCUGAUGCGCUCGCUUUGGCAGUUCGUUCCAAAGGAUAGAGUUAACUCUAGGAACACCCAACAUCUCGCAGUUGACAGGAGAUUUAUAAUUGUCCAUUAAAGGCUUCAAUUUGCCUUCGAGCGGCUUAGACGUGAACGACUCAUUCACGCGACUAGCAAGAGUCUUCGCCACUUCCGGACCCUUUGAUUCAUUGCAGAAAAGUUUAUUAGAGAUUGAGGUACGAGAUUUUAUAUAAGCAGUGGAACACAGUGACACAAAUCAGCAAAGUUCUAACAGCGCGCAGAAACAUAGCUCUUCUAAUAUCUCUUUAAAAGGGCAAAAGGGAGACAGCAACACAAACUAAAUAUAUAGAGAAAAUUAAGGCCCUUCCCCAGAACAAAAGAAAAAAAGGCUAAAAAAGCGAUAUUGGUUAGUUUAGAGAAAAUUAUACUCUAUAGUUGUUAGAUACUUUACAGGCGGUACGUUCUUCCAAAUAACUGUAUGAGUGCAGAGCCCACAAUUGUAAUAAACACCCACAAUUGUAAUAAGAAAUUGCACACAAAUUAAGUAAAUCCACAAUUGAAA